Molecule: messenger RNA, 2955 nt
Organism: Glycine soja
Lineage: Eukaryota; Viridiplantae; Streptophyta; Magnoliopsida; Fabales; Fabaceae
Product: putative receptor protein kinase ZmPK1
Exons: 1
Coding region: 321-2711 (796 amino acids)
Biological process (GO): protein phosphorylation; recognition of pollen
Molecular function (GO): protein serine/threonine kinase activity; ATP binding
Source: RefSeq, a predicted model, not a curated record
AACAAAUUGAUUUUCAACACGAUAACUAUUCAUUUUUUAUUGUGCGUUGCACCGAUCAAAUUAAUUAAAUUCAAGGGUCUUCACAUUAUUUUCCAACAAAGAUAGACCAGAGUCAUCGAUGUUAAAAGUCUUUGUGGUUUUCUUCUUAAAAUAGUCUUCUAUUCAUACAGCAAUAGCUCUUAACAUACUUAGAAUAAAAUAUGAACAAGUGGGGUUGGCGCCAUACCAUUUAGCAUUAUCCUUUUUCUUACAUACAAAUAGGGGCAUCAUUCACAUUCGCACAUAAAUCAUCCAGAAAUUGGUUUGCAAAUUGCACGACCAUGGCUUUCUCUAUCUCACUCUUUUUAUUAGUCCUGCUUUUUUCUUUCCAAUCUUCUUCAUCUUCCCUAUUGUCAUUGAACAAGGGGUCCUCCCUCUCAGUGGAGAAACACGCAGAAGACGUUAUUGUCUCCCCAAAUCAAAUGUUCUGUGCUGGCUUCUUUCAAGUUGGUGAAAAUGCCUUCUCCUUUGCCAUAUGGUUCAACGACCCUCACACUCACAACAACAACCACACCGUGGUUUGGAUGGCAAACCGUGAAACACCCGUUAAUGGAAGGCUAUCAAAGCUUUCCCUCUUAAACAGUGGUAACAUGGUCUUGGUUGGUGCAGGUCAAAUCACUACAUGGUCAUCAAACACAGCAUCAGAUGCUCCAGUAAAGUUGCAUCUCCAAGAUGAUGGCAAUCUUGUGUUACUUGAUCUCCAAGGAACCAUUUUGUGGCAAAGUUUUGAUACCCCAACUGAUACUCUCCUUCCCGGUCAAUUACUUACCAGAUACACACAACUAGUGUCUUCAAGAAGCCAGACUAACCAUUCUCCUGGUUUCUAUAAGAUGCUAUUUGAUGAUGACAACGUUCUUCGUCUUAUUUAUGAUGGUCCUGAUGUCUCAAGCACAUAUUGGCCACCACCAUGGCUACUCAGUUGGCAAGCUGGAAGGUUUAAUUACAACAGCAGCAGAGUUGCAGUGUUAAAUUCUAUUGGAAAUUUCACUUCAUCGGAUAAUUAUGAUUUUUCCACGGAUGAUCAUGGCACGGUGAUGCCAAGAAGAUUAAAACUGGAUUCAGAUGGAAACGCUCGUGUGUACAGUAGAAAUGAGGCUUUAAAGAAAUGGUAUGUUUCAUGGCAAUUCAUAUUUGAUGCAUGCACCAGUCAUGGGAUUUGUGGUGCUAACAGCACUUGCAGUUAUGAUCCUAAAAGGGGACGGAGAUGCUCGUGUUUACCAGGAUACAGAGUGAAGAACCAUAGUGAUUGGUCUUACGGGUGUGAACCCAUGUUUGAUCUUACUUGCAGCAGAAAUGAGUCUAUCUUUUUGGAGAUACAGGGCGUUGAGUUAUAUGGUUAUGAUCACAAUUUUGUCCAAAACAGUACAUACAUAAACUGUGUGAAUUUGUGUUUGCAAGAUUGUAACUGCAAAGGGUUUCAGUACAGAUAUGAUGGUAACCAAAUAUUUAGCUGCUUUACAAAGUCACAGUUGUUGAAUGGAAGGCGUUCACCAAGUUUUAACGGAGCAAUUUACUUGAGGCUGCCAAUCACCAAUAACUUCUCCAAGGAAGAAUCUGUGAGUGCAGAUGAUCAUGUUUGUUCUGUGAAGCUUCACAAAGACUAUGUUAGAAAGCCAGAAAAUCGUUUGGUGAGAUUUUUUCUGUGGCUUGCUACUGCAGUUGGGGCUUUAGAAGUGAUUUUCUUUUUCCUGAUUUGGGGUUUCUUGAUUUGGAACCUCAAAACGUCUAGUGCAGAUCAGCAAGGCUACCAUCUUGCAGCGGUGGGAUUCAGAAAAUAUAGUUAUUUGGAGUUGAAGAAGGCAACAAAGGGGUUCAGCCAAGAGAUUGGAAGAGGUGCAGGAGGGAUUGUGUACAAAGGCAUUUUAUCAGAUCAAAGACAUGUUGCAAUUAAGAGACUCUAUGAUGCUAAGCAAGGAGAAGGAGAAUUCCUUGCUGAAGUGAGCAUCAUUGGAAGGCUCAACCACAUGAAUUUGAUUGAAAUGUGGGGAUAUUGUGCUGAGGGAAAGCAUAGGUUGUUGGUGUAUGAGUACAUGGAGAAUGGUUCUUUGGCACAAAAUCUCUCAUCCAACACACUUGAUUGGAGUAAGAGAUAUAGCAUUGCUCUUGGAACGGCAAGGGUUCUGGCAUAUCUUCAUGAAGAAUGCUUGGAGUGGAUUUUGCACUGUGACAUAAAGCCCCAGAACAUACUUCUUGAUGCUAGUUAUCAGCCCAAGGUAGCAGAUUUUGGCCUGUCCAAGCUACUAAAUAGAAACAACCUCAACAAUUCAAGUUUUUCAAUGAUCAGAGGAACCAGAGGGUAUAUGGCACCUGAGUGGGUUCUGAACUUAGCAAUCACCUCAAAGGUUGAUGUUUACAGUUAUGGAAUUGUUCUAUUGGAGAUGAUAACUGGGAAGAGCCCAACAACAACCGGUGUUCAAAACAUUGAUGGAGAAGAGCCAUACAAUGGAAGGCUGGUAACAUGGGUGAGAGAGAAAAGGAGUGCCACAUCUUGGUUAGAGCACAUCAUUGAUCCUGCAAUUAAGACAAAUUAUGAUGAAUGUAAGAUGAACCUUUUGGCUACAGUUGCUUUGGACUGUGUGGAGGAAGACAAAGAUGUAAGGCCCACCAUGAGCCAUGUGGUAGAAAUGCUACAAAGCCAUGAAAGUGAUCCUCGUAAUAUCAUCAAUGCUUGAUGGUUACAUUUCUUGGUCCUCAUAAUGCUAAUUAAUGGUAUACCUCAUAAUACUAUUAUCAACUCUUGAUGGCUACUUUCGACGUAUCAGGUACUCACCGCAAGGAAGUAGAUUUUACAUUUUAGAAUGCUUCUAUAUAUAUACUUUUUUUUUAAUUCUAUAUUUUUGUCUUUCAUGUGGUGUUUGUAAUUUGUAAAGUUGUUUAAGAUAAAUAAAUUUCCCUUGUUUGAAGUCUUAUGGUUAA